Messenger RNA from Photinus pyralis (common eastern firefly), 2491 nucleotides. It is a transcript of the gene capt, whose product is annotated as adenylyl cyclase-associated protein 1. Gene Ontology annotation, biological process: regulation of adenylate cyclase activity; cell morphogenesis; cytoskeleton organization. The coding region runs from base 125 to 2050 and encodes 641 amino acids. Lineage: Eukaryota; Metazoa; Arthropoda; Insecta; Coleoptera; Lampyridae. Gene Ontology annotation, molecular function: adenylate cyclase binding; actin binding. The record is from RefSeq and is a predicted model, not a curated record. Gene Ontology annotation, cellular component: cytoplasm. The transcript is spliced from 8 exons.
GUCGCCGUAUUUUUCUGGAUUUAUCGGAAGUCCGGAAGUUGAAUUUCGUGUAACUACUUAUAUUCCACUGCUAUCCACAAGAGCGAAGCUUACUAACUGGAAAAUUGCAAAUUAGUACGGCUAAAUGUUUGGUAAUUGUUGUGGACGAUCUAAGAAAUUAGAUGUUGAUGGGUUAGAUAAAAAAAAAGUUGAGAAUUGUACGUUAGAUAUUGGGGAUUGUCAGAAUAGGGAUGAUGAUUUAAGGUCAAAUAGUGCUCCCUCUAUUAUAGUUGAUCAACCUGUUCAGCUAACGUCAAUCUUAAAGAGGCAGUCUGUUAUUUCGGAUCCAAAGGUUGAGGAUGACGACGAAGUUUUUUGUGAAGGUGUCAGUGAUAACGUAAAAUUGGCAAAUAAUUUAGGUACUCCUCGUGCAGUUAAGCUAAACGAAGAUGUCACUCUUCCUCGGUGGUUUUCUGAUCAAGAAGUUGGAGGCACACAGGAGCCGCCUGCAACUCCCAUCGGACGUGAUGAGUUAGCAAUGAGGAGGCAUAGAUUUUUUUCUGAUCUUCUAAGCGCUUCCCAAAAUGCUUCCGAGCAUAAAGUAUGGUUUGACCCCCUUGGACCUGUUGUGGCCAGUGAUCAAGAGUAUUACAAUAAUUUCUCCAAUGAUUUGGAUUCGUUUGUAAGCAGACUUGAAGUGAUUGCGGAUCGUCUAGAAAUAAUUUUCGUUCCCAUUUGCGAACUUUUAAAGCAAAAUUCGCUAUUCUUAUUACAAUCAACGUCGAACAAGUCUGAAGAAGUACGAAAUAUGAGUGUCGCCGGUUACCAGGAUUUAAUUCAAGGCUCCUUCGCAGAUUACGUUAAAUUGUCUCGAGAAUUAGGCGGCGAUGUUGCUGCACACGCCCUUAUAGUAGAAAAAGCGUUUCAAGCUCAGCUACAGUUUUUAGUGACGGCUAGUCAAUCGAGAAGUCCUUCACAGUCGGAGCAAAUGUCUCUUUUACAGCCCACUAGUCAGCAGAUUAGCGCCAUUCAGGAGUUUAGAGAGAAACAUCGUUCUUCGCCAUUCUUCAAUCACCUAUCGGCAAUUAGUGAAAGUAUCCCUGCGUUAGGAUGGGUUACUGUGAGUCCGACUCCAGGUCCAUACGUGAAGGAAAUGCUCGAUGCUGGCCAAUUUUAUACCAACAGAGUACUGAAAGACUUUAAGGAAAAGGAUAAGAAGCAUGUUGAUUGGGUUAAAGCAUGGGUUGGAACUCUCACUGAACUUCAGGUCUUCGUGAAACAGCAUCACACUACUGGACUCGUAUGGGCUGGCAAAAAUGCACCUUCGGUUAUUGGAGUUCCACCUCCACCUCCUGGAUGCCCACCCCCUCCACCUUCCCUAAUUGAGGAUUUUUCAAAUUUGGACACUGGAAAUGACCGUUCUGCUCUUUUUGCUCAAAUAAAUCAAGGCGAAAACAUCACAAAGAAUUUAAAGAAAGUGACGGCGGAUAUGCAAACGCAUAAAAAUCCAACUCUUCGCACGGGUCCUGCACCUUUCAUUCCACCCCAGUCGAAUGUGGUAUCUGGUGUUAAACCGCCUUCAGUUAUCGCCGAUAAACCACCCACCUUCCAUAAGGAGGGUAAAAAAUGGUUAAUUGAAUAUCAAAAGGGCAAUCAUAAUCUCUUAAUCGAUAACGCAGAAAUGAAUAAUGUGGUUUACCUUUACAAAUGUACAGACUCUACCUUGACGGUGAAGGGGAAGUUAAAUUCAAUCACAAUGGAUUCUUGCAAGAAAACUAGCAUUGUUUUUGAGUCUUUAGUAUCGUGUAUAGAAUUUAUCAACUGCCAAUCUGUUCAGAUGCAGGUUUUGGGCAAAGUCCCUACAGUGUCGAUCGACAAGACUGAUGGCUGCCAAGUUUAUCUAAGUCCGGAGUCGAAAGAUGUGGAAUUCAUUAGCUCAAAAUCAUCGGAGAUGAAUAUUUUAGUUCCUAAACCUAACGGAGAAUAUAUUGAGCAUCCAGUACCAGAGCAAUAUAAGACCGUCGUUAAGGGAGUUGGGCUCGUUACAACGGCUAUAGAAAGCAAAGGCUAGAGAAUCAUCAUUGCCAACAUCUAUUCAACAAUUUUCAUCUACAAAUUUUAUACAAAUAAUUAUAGUACAGAUGUAAACGUUAAACUUGUAAUUUUUUUCCCUGCAGAAACUGUAAACGGCAGUGACAACUUGACAACUUUAUUAUGGAAUGCAAUUUACAUUUUUGGUGAUAUAUUCCCUACCUGAUACAUUUUAGCUGUCAUUGAAAAGGUUGGUUGUGACAUUGCUGAUAAAACGUGCUGUCCAGUUCAACACAUAACUACUUCAUAAUCAUUGUCGAUAUAUCUAUAUAUUCAAAUACUAACAGUUGAAGCACAUCUUAUCAGCACUAUAAUUGUAUUUAUAUCCGUUCGUAUAUUAAGCAAUCAUUAACAACACUUUUUUGUUUUAUAAUUGUACCAAGCUUAUUGCUUUUGUUAUUAAAAUUGUACAUUUACAUCA